Didymodactylos carnosus is the source of this 2220-nucleotide messenger RNA. Lineage: Eukaryota; Metazoa; Rotifera; Eurotatoria; Philodinida; Philodinidae. The record is from the annotation of a GenBank genome assembly.
AUGGAUAAACAUCGAUCAAAAACUGUGAUUAUAUUGGAUCGUAGUAGUUAUUUUUGUCGUCAAUCUGGUGUAACGUUUAAUGUUGUUCCAUCAACGAAUGAACAACAAAAACAAGAUGAAACGAAUAACGAGAACACAAGUGGUAUUAAAUCUUUAUGGACAUGUGUCAUCGAGGCCGUCUUAGAAUAUUGUCGAAUUUUAUUUGAUAUUUUUGAAAAUGAUGCAUUGGUUACACUCAUUGUCACUGGAAUAGAUCAACGUGAUCAGUCGUUAUGGUGGUCAAGAUACAAAAAUCUUACGCAAUGUAUGGAUUUUUUUGCUGGAGUAAUGCCACCGUCUGAACGACAAUCGUCGAAUGAAGAUGAUUUGUUAAAAUACUCGAUUAAUGAAGCUAUAACUGCUUUAUGUACAAGAUCAAUAAAACAAACGGGAACAAAUAAUUUUGAUUACGAGAAUGAUGGAAAUAUUAUUAUUUUUUCAAAUUUUCAAAAUGCUAAAAAAAUUGAAUCAGUCGAGCGCGAUGUUCGGAACUUUCAUGAAUUACAUAAUCAUAUGGCUCUCGAAGUUACAGAUUUUGUUCCAUUAACAAAAUGUAGUUUAUCACUUAUUGAUGUUCUACCCUUGGAUAAUAACGAUAAAAUUCAAACAUCAAAUACACAGUCACACAAGAUAACAUCAAUUUUAACGCGUACAAUAUAUUAUGCUAAAGCUGGUCAAUCACUAUUUACAAAAACUCUUCAAAUGAUUUUAGCUCAGCAUAAUCUUGCUUUGACAACAGUUACAGGCAUUCCAAUGAAGGAAGAUGUUGCAUCUCGUUCCAGUCUGAAUUAUGAUGUUGAUAUUGUGCAUCCAGCUGAAGUACAUGACAUUUUAAGGGACAUGGGUGCACUAAAAUAUUGGCGUCAGAUAAAAGAUGAUGUUGAAACAAUUGUUUUAAAAUGGAGUGCUUUUUCAUACGAUCCAGAGAAUUAUUAUGAUACAUAUUCAGCUUAUCGUUUUUCACCAUUGGAUGUUAAUAGUCGUGAAUCUGUUUGUUUAACAAAUUUUCUAUUGAGCGGUAAAUGUGUACUGCUAGAAUUAGGACAAUUACCACAAGAAUGUACAAUAAAUAUUCGUGAUCAUUCAUUAAGUAACUAUUCAAAUCUUAAAGAAGAAGAUAUAAAUCAAAGUGGGUCAACAACUACUAGUGGUGGAAGUGGAACAGAUGAAGCAUCAUCAAAUAGUCGUUUAUUUUCGCACAUGAUAAUAUCACAUAAUCAUGAAUUGUAUAUUCAUGCCAUUGCCUUUGGUCAAAAUCAAAUGAGUAAAAUAGCACCCUGGUAUAGUAUUACUGAGGAUAGUAAUAAUCAACAGCAACGUUUACAAAUGAGUAGUUAUGAUCAAGAUGAUUUUGAUGAUAUUGAUGACGAUAUAAUUGAAAAAGAUUUACGUGUAGAAAGUUUUAUUGAAAUUAUGCAUGCAACAACAUUAUAUCCAGUAGAAUCGACGUUACAUGGAAAAAUUCCAAUAGAAGAUUCAUUGCGUCUACUUGAACGUCAUACACGUCAAUGGCCAUUAUUAACAAAUGAAACAAUAUUGUAUCAUAUGUCACCGCCAGUCAAUAUAUUAACAACGGUUUUACUUCGCGAACGUUUAACUGAAGACGACCGUACUCGAUGUCUAGUGGCCUUAAAACAUGUUGAAGAUAUGGAGAAAAGUGGUGAACAAUUACCAAUUCCAGCCAAUUUUCAAUAUUUUACAAAAUUGUCCACGACUAAAGCAAAAAAAGAUGAACAAUAUCGUUUUCUAUGGAAAGAAAUUGAAUGCUUUCUUCGUAGUCACAAAGAUAAUUCAGAUAUACAUCGUCAAAUUUAUCAACAUGUUCUUGAGAGAAAAAAAAUUGAUACAGACAAUGACGUUUCAUUAUAUCCAAGCAAUAUUAAAGACAAGGGUAAUGACGUUGAAAAUUCAGCAGCAAAUAAUGAUAAUGUACAAACUUGGGGCAGAACAUGGUCAGAAUUAAGCGAUAUCAAACAAGUUUUAGCUGCUAAUUCAUUGAGAGAUAUUUGGAAUCGUAAACAACAGGAAAAACGUGCACCCGAAUUCGAUGCUCGUGCUGAACAUCCAUUAGGAAUUAUUCCAUUGUAUGUUAAUUUGGAAACGUCAGUUGCUGCUAAUUCUACAACAACAACAGCAACAACAAUAACAGCGACUGCUACACCCUUGAAAGAAAUAGAAUAA